CAGGUCAAUCACUUCAGAAACGAAAAGCACAUACAUGUAUAUGGCACAGACAUGCCUGAUCCGAUAGAAUCUUUUGAUCAGCUAUUUAAAAGUUAUCAAAUAGACAAGAAUUAUAUGGAAAAUUUAACUAAUAUGGGUUUUAAAGUCCCUACCCCAGUACAAAUGCAGGCUAUCACUGCCAUCUUGCAUGCAAAAGUAAUGGUCUGUGCUCCUACUGGAUCAGGUAAGACUUUAGCAUUUGGUCUGCCUAUUUUACAUAAAUUAGGUGAGCACAAAACUGGCGGCUUCAGAGCUCUCAUUUUGGCUCCAACUAGAGAAUUAGCGAAACAGAUUCAGUCAGAAAUUGUGCAGGUUAGCAAGGGGUCUUCAUUGAAAGUUAGGUACCUCCUAAGUUCAAAAACAGUGGAAAAUAGAAAGAAAUGGAUGAAUGCAGGUUAUUUCAUUGUGGGGAAGUUUAAUAUGGUUAUCACAACGCCGAAAAAAUUUGUUUAUGUUUUGAAGAAAUUUAGGAGUGAACUUUCUCUUAAGAGUGUUGAAUGGUUAGUUGUAGACGAGUCAGACAAGUUAUACGAAGAUGGUGAUAUGGGCUUUAGACAACAGUUGGGAAAUAUCUACAAGGCUUGCCAGAGCUCUGCUUUAAGGACAUUACUGUUCAGUGCUACCUUCUCAAAAGAAGUUGAACUGUGGUGCCAGUUAAAUUUGGACAAUCUAUUGAGAAUCUAUAUUGGAAAUAUAAAUGCAGCUACUGACACAGUUGAUCAACAUUUGGUGUAUACUGGCAGUGAAGAUGGGAAGAUAUACGCACUGAGGAAUAUUUUCAAAGAAUAUCAGCCUCCUGUGUUGGUUUUUGUCCAAUCGAAGCAGCGAGCCGAUGAGUUGUUCGUAGAACUUCUUGGAGAUGGAAUGAAUGUGCAAGCCAUUCAUUCAGAUAAAUCUGACGUCCAAAGAGAUGGCAUAAUGAAAAAUUUUCUAAACGGAAGCGUACACAUCCUCAUCUGUUCUGACGUCAUGGCCAGGGGGUUGGACUUUAAAAAUGUCAAUCUCGUCAUCAACUACGACUUCCCGACUAGCGCCGUUGCUUAUAUACAUAGAAUCGGUCGUACAGGUAGAGCGGGUAGGCCAGGUAAAGCAGUUACAUUCUUCACAGAUGAUGACGUUCGCUAUCUUCGAAGUAUCGUUAACGUGAUCAGACAAGCUGGAUGUGAGGUUCCCGAAUACAUGCUGAGAAUACAGAAGCCACCUAGGUACUUUUUUUCUAGCUUUCCCUUUCUUUCGAAUGUUUUUGUUUCUACAAAAUAA
Messenger RNA from Helobdella robusta, 1299 nucleotides. RefSeq lists its product as hypothetical. Gene Ontology annotation, molecular function: RNA helicase activity; ATP binding; nucleic acid binding. The record is from RefSeq and is a predicted model, not a curated record. NCBI's taxonomy places the organism in Eukaryota, Metazoa, Annelida, Clitellata, Rhynchobdellida, Glossiphoniidae. Gene Ontology annotation, cellular component: 90S preribosome. The transcript is spliced from 11 exons. Gene Ontology annotation, biological process: maturation of SSU-rRNA. The annotation marks the transcript as partial.